Akanthomyces muscarius is the source of this 252-nucleotide messenger RNA. RefSeq lists its product as uncharacterized. Bases 1 to 252 code for a protein of 83 amino acids. The transcript is spliced from 3 exons. NCBI's taxonomy places the organism in Eukaryota, Fungi, Ascomycota, Sordariomycetes, Hypocreales, Cordycipitaceae. The record is from RefSeq and is a predicted model, not a curated record.
AUGGACAGGUACAGGAUAAAUGUUCGCGUACCCAUCUUGACCGUCGGCGGAAAAAAGUUGGCUCUUGGAGACCGCAGUCUUUUCAGCAAGAGCGACCAUUUUGCGCGAUCACUCGGCCGCAUGUCCUCAAAGUCGAUGUGCCUCUCUAUCGACUGCAUAAACAAGGUGAAGAGAAGCGACGCGCGGUAUCCCGAGACGAGAAUGGAGCUUGCCAGAAAGGCUACUUGCAGCAACAACGCCGACGGGAUAUGA